Molecule: messenger RNA, 4958 nt
Organism: Camelus dromedarius (Arabian camel)
Lineage: Eukaryota; Metazoa; Chordata; Mammalia; Artiodactyla; Camelidae
Gene: PDE12
Product: phosphodiesterase 12
Exons: 3
Coding region: 132-1961 (609 amino acids)
Biological process (GO): nuclear-transcribed mRNA catabolic process, deadenylation-dependent decay
Cellular component (GO): mitochondrion
Molecular function (GO): 3'-5'-RNA exonuclease activity
Source: RefSeq, a predicted model, not a curated record
CCUCUCCUCGCCGGCCGGAAGUUGCCGGACUCAAUGGGUCCCGGAACCGGCGGCUGCUGCUUCUCUGUUUCUACCUGACGCUAAGCGGCCGUUCUGCUGCCGGUCUCGUCAGCCUCUGGGCCACCAGGUUCAUGUGGAGGCUCCCAGGCGCCCGCGCCGCGCUUCGUGGGGUCCGCACGGCGGUGGAGCAGCACAGUCGGGCCGAGGCGGCAACUGAGACCGCGGCGGGCGCGAUGGAGCGCGCUGUAGUGCGCUGUGUGCCCUCGGAGCCUAAGCUAAGCCUGUCGUUCGCGCUGGCUGACGGCAGCCACAAGAACAUGCAGCGCGACCAGAGCGAGCCGCUGGGUCGGGCUCUCAACCGGAUCGCUACCAAUGCCCUCAAAGGCCACGCUAAGGCAGCUGCCGUCAAGAAGAGCAAAAAGAACCGGCCAAACGCAAGUGGUGGCGGGGCCUGUGCGGGGCCUGGGCCCGAGCCGGCUGCGGCCAGCGAACCUGUGGUGAAGCUGUACUACCGGGAGGAGGCAGUGGCUGAAGAUGUGCUCAAUGUGGACGCCUGGCAGGACGGUGCUGUGCUGCAGAUCGGGGAUGUCAAGUACAAGGUGGAACGCAACCCGCCAGCCUUCACUGAGCUGCAGUUGCCGCGCUACAUCAUGGCCGGCUUCCCAGUGUGCCCCAAGCUCGGCGUCGAGUUUGGGGAUCCUACCGGCUCCCUCUUCCGCUGGUACAAGGAAACCAAACCCAGAACAGCGGAGCCAGAGAGCGGAGGCCCCUCGUCAUUGUCUCGCACUUCGCCUUCUCACGGUUGGACUGAGACUGGUGUGGACGAGCGCGUCUACACCCCGUCCAAUGCUGACAUCGGGCUACGGCUCAAGCUUCAUUGCACCCCAGGCAAUGGGCAGCGCUUCGGCCCAAGCCGGGAGUUGGAAAGUGUGUGUCCAGUGGAGGCCGGGCCCGGCACCUGCACCUUUGACCACCGGCAUCUCUACACCAAGAAGGUAACGGACGACUCUCUCAUCCGCACUGUCUCUUACAACAUCCUGGCCGACACCUACGCCCAGACUGAGUUCUCGCGGACAGUCCUGUACCCGUACUGUGCCCCUUACGCCCUGGAACUCGACUACCGCCAGAACCUUAUCCAAAAGGAACUAACGGGCUACAACGCCGACCUCAUCUGUUUACAGGAAGUUGACCGCAACGUGUUUACAGACAGCUUGGUGCCAGCCCUCGAGGCCUUUGGGUUGGAGGGCGUGUUUCGAAUCAAGCAGCACGAAGGCCUGGCCACUUUCUACCGAAAGUCUAAGUUCAGCCUCCUUAGCCAGCAUGACAUUGCUUUUCAUGAAGCCCUGCAGUCCGACCCACUUCACAAAGAACUGCUGGAGAAACUAGUUCUGUACCCAUCAGCGCAAGAGAGGGUGUUCCAGAGAUCUUCUGUCCUUCAGGUUUCUGUUCUUCAGUCUACAAAGGACUCUUCUAAAAAGAUAUGUGUUGCCAAUACCCAUCUCUACUGGCAUCCUAAAGGUGGGUACAUUCGUCUCAUUCAAAUGGCAGUAGCCUUGGCUCACAUUAGGCAUGUCUCAUGUGAUCUGUAUCCUGGCAUACCAGUUAUAUUUUGUGGGGACUUUAAUAGUACUCCAUCAACAGGAAUGUAUCAUUUUGUCAUCAAUGGCAACAUUCCAGAGGAUCAUGAAGACUGGACUUCCAAUGGGGAAGAGGAACGGUGCAACAUGUCUCUUACCCAUUUCUUCAAACUGAAAAGUGCUUGUGGUGAACCUGCUUACACAAAUUACGUUGGUGGCUUUCAUGGAUGUCUGGAUUAUGUUUUCAUUGACUUAAAUGCUUUAGAGGUUGAACAGGUGAUUCCAUUACCUAGUCAUGAAGAAGUUACCACCCACCAAGCCUUACCUAGUGUUUCCCAUCCCUCUGAUCACAUAGCACUUGUAUGUGAUUUAAAAUGGAAGUAGGUUUGUGUUUAAUGGAAUUUGUCUGCUUUAGUUGGAAAUUUAAUAUGAAUCAAAGCUUGUGUAACUUUCAAAGAGGAAAACUAGACACCAAGGUAAAAUAUUCUUAUCCUACUAGUUAUGUUCCAGUGUCUUUAUUACAUGACUGUUCAUAAUGUUUGCAUAGUAUAGUUCCUCUACCCUUUUUUACUACCCCUGGAGGAAAAACAAAUAUUAUUUAUAACUAGCACGAAGAACACUGAACUAUUGUGUACAUUUUAUAAGUUUUUUUUAGCUAGUAACUAAGAAUUGUUUAAAACAAAUCAUUUGAAUGAUACUAUAAUUUUCAUAUCAUAACACACAUUUCAAAUUAAAUCAGUAUAUAUAAUUAGGGGGAAGUGCAUACCAGUUAAGGUGAGAGGCCUAAGUUCUGACACAUGGAAGGAAUAACAUUAGAGUCUACCUCUACCUCAAUUUAGUUAGCAAUUUAAUACAACUUUAAAUUUGUUUUAACAAAAGAUUAAAAUAUACCAUCAUCAAUUGCUAUUGCUUGCCAUCUUUCAUUUUUCAAUUAACAUAAGAUAUUUUCAUUUUCUUAUUUUUAGAAUUUUAACUUUUAGUGUAUGGUACAAAUGGAGAUAUUUAUAUUCUCAUUCUUAUUGCAGCUCAUUUUAACUUUGGGGAUGCAAGCACAGUUUAGUUUUCCAACUGACUAGUAACACAGUUAACUUGAUCCUGUUGUCUUUGAUAUUCUUACCCAUGAAAAAUGUUCAUAAAUCAACAGGGUAUUUUGACCAUAUGAUAUUAGAGAAUACAGCACAAUGCAUCAUUUUAUGAGAAACUGCCUACUGAUACGGGCUUGAAAUUUUGGAUGAAUCAUGGAGGAUUUCUAUGCUAGAAGUAUUUUUGAAAUUGUUGGUUUUUCUAAACAGGAGAAAGGGGAGUAACAGUUUUUGAGCAUCUCUGGAAUAAACUUUUUAUAGACUUGAGCAUUAUAGUUUGAGUUACAGGAAAACAUUGUAUAUAUAAUUUAUAUAGUGUAAGAAAAAAAUUAAAUAUGAAGCCAAACUCCUUUUAAAAUUAGAAAUUGUAGUUUUACUGACUAGUUCGUAGCCUAGGAUGGUAACCCAGCUUUUCUAACUUAAUAAUCACCAUACCUUAUUUGUAAUACUUUAGCUGUUGGCUUCUUGAUGUUCAGGAUAACCAUGUUACCUCUUCUUUCUGCAUUUAAUUUCUAGCUUAGAUAUUAAAAACCCACCUACUUCAAGAAGAACUCUGAUUUUCCACAUUCAUGAGAGCUUUUGUUCCAGUUUCUUUAAUCUCUGAACUUGACGCCACAAGAACUUUCCUCUUUUGUUAAAGUAGUCUGUACUUUCAUAUUCUGCUCACUAUCCAAUAUAGUUUACUCUUAGUUUAGUAAUUUUAAGAAUGAGAGGGUUUUACCUGCACUUUAGAUUGAACCUGGAAGUAUAUUAAAGUACUUGAAGGAAAAAAUUAAGGUGGCAGUUUCUUGAGAUUUUUGUUUAGAAAAAACUAUGAGUGAAAAAUUGAUGCUACCAAAUUUUGCCUUCCUAAAUAGUAUUUUGAGAGCAUUUUAACAUCAUUUUACAAAUAUAUAAAUAAUAGAUUAAAGCCAGAAUCUGAUUCUUUUGCAAUCUUUUUUUCCUUUUAAAAAUUUGGCUUUGGUCUGCUUUCAAACAUAUUGACAGGAUUUUUACAAUAUCUUGAGAAAAAACAAAAAGCAGAGAAACAUAAAAGAAAAAAUAACAAGACAGCCUCAUGCCCGUGAGAAAAAUACACACUUCCUAUAUUAACACCUUGGCUAGCUAGAUUAGAGUUCUGGUCAGAAAAACUCUAUAAACACUUAUCAAACAUUCCACAUCCUGGUUCAUUAAAUUUGGUAUUUGUUGACUAAACAAUGUGAUCAGAUUGUAUAUAGGCACUUCAGAAUAUUAGAAUAUAGAAUACUCUUGUGAAGUGCCAUAUACUCUAGUCAAGUCUCUAGUAUACAGAUAUGUUCAUAUUAGUCCAAAGGUAGGGAACACUAAGAAAAUUGCAUAAAUAAUAUACCCAAAUUGCCUUGUAUAUGAGUUAGAAUAACGUGUUAUUCAGAAAUAUUUAAGAGUUUUAAAAACAUCUUUGUGAUGGAAUUUUUCUAUUACAUCUGGAUUUUUUAGUACAUUUAAUAAAGUAUGGAAAGUCUAGCAACUUUGGUGAACCACAUUUUAUGAUGUUACAGGUUCUUGCUAUAGGAGUUAACAUUUCAAAAUUUUAUAUUAUUGAUUAUAAAUUACAAAGAGUAUUUAGAACACAUUAUCCUGUUAUUACACAGUUCCCACUACAGAUACACACCCUAGUAGUUCAUAUUUCACUAGCAAAUAAUUUCUGGCUAUAAUGUGAUGUUACUUAAAAUUCUGGAAACUAAAGUCAGUUGUUUCUAAUUUUCAAGAAUUUUACUGGGUGAUGACUAUUUUCAAUUUCCUUAAGAAACUUCACUCAAAACAAAUGGAAUCAUUCAUCUCUAUCUUCCGUCCAUUUUCUGUUGGUCCAAGGUUUUAUAUAAUACAAUCCAUUUUACCCAGUAACUCACUUUAAUGUUAUCCUAGAGUGUUGCUAAUGUACAUCUUAAUAUAUUGAUGUAUUCCUAGUUGUCAUUUUUGCUAGUUUCAUCUCAUUUGUGUUCUUUCAUAGUUGAAAAUGGUUCAGCAGGGAAUUGGAUAGGCUUUAUUUAGCUGGCUUUCUUAUACUAGAAGAGUAUACAUAAUUUUAAAAUAAUUUACUGCGUAUAAACUUUAUUUUCCCUGUGGAAUAGUUUGGAGAAAUAGUGUUACCUAUCCAGGGGUAAAAUCAUUUAGAAAUAUAGCUGGCCUUCCUCCCAAAACAGGGUUAAGUAUGGUAUUUUGGAUAUCUUAAGCCAAAGUUUUCUGCUGUGGCUGUAGAAUUUUUAAGUACUGUAAAUAAUGGAAUGAUGUUACCCCUUUCAUUAUCCUUUUAUUACAUACCUAAAGAUGGCUUUUUGCA